Messenger RNA from Sphenostylis stenocarpa, 387 nucleotides. Lineage: Eukaryota; Viridiplantae; Streptophyta; Magnoliopsida; Fabales; Fabaceae. The record is from the annotation of a GenBank genome assembly.
AUGAACAGGUUUGGUGUGGUUCUUUUGCUACUCUCUCAGAUCUUAGUACUUCAUGUCAGGGCUCAUGACUCUGAUCAAGGACCGGCACCACUCCCAGUGUUGAACCCUUUUCAGCAUAAAACUCAAACAGAUGUUCAGCUUCACGAUCAGAAGACUUAUAACAAAGUUGUUGUUUCUGGUGCCACAGAUCAUGAGCCAUCAUCAGAAGAGAAAAGUGGAGAAUCUGAACUUGCUGAGGCUCCGCAGAGUCGAAGGCUGGGAAAGCACCAUUCCUCGGACAAGUCCGUGGCAGGUGGAGGUGUCAUCAUUGGAGGCCUUGUUACUGCCAUCUUUGCUGCUGUUUUUUGCUACAUUCGGGUUACUAGGAGAAGGGACACUCGUUACUGA